Molecule: messenger RNA, 2056 nt
Organism: Pomacea canaliculata
Lineage: Eukaryota; Metazoa; Mollusca; Gastropoda; Architaenioglossa; Ampullariidae
Exons: 3
Coding region: 40-990 (316 amino acids)
Source: RefSeq, a predicted model, not a curated record
GUUGUCAGUACGUGGAGGGGAAGUCGUGCAGCCUGCAGCAUGUUGUAUCACCUGUUGCUGCAGACAGUAAAGACACAACAGUCAGCAGGUGUGUCACCCGGUCAGCCUCACCUCCUGCUGUAUGAUCUUGUCUACGAUGAUGACAUGAAAGUGGCAGUCAACGACUUGUCACAGGCAGCGACAGGAGGGUCGUUGUACGUCAUCGCUGAUGAAGUAGGGAGUGAGUGGAGACCUAGCUUCAUGAAAAACAGUUUCAAGCCUUUCUGUUAUCAGCUGCUGACACGAAUUCCUCGUCUCCAUCUUUGGGCGGCAAGUUCUUUCCAUGGAUACGAACCCGCCGGCUGGCAAGCGGAAAAUUUAACCCGACCACUCCGGUCUCCCCCGGUUGUCUUCAGAAAGGUCAAGCAGGACGAGAUGUUCACGUCAAACAUUCCUGUCCACCCGUACAGUGAGCGAGGUGUGGCCGACCACACAGACGGCCCGCCAGUCAUACGACUGUAUCACCGCGGUGAGGGUCACUCAGGUGACUGGCCAGGUGACUGUGUCACGUGUGGUCGUGAGGUGGCCAGCUUCCUACACAGUCUCCGUGUUGGUGUUACAGAAAGUGGAACAACAUCUACCACGGUUACUCCCACCAGCGGCGGCACAACACAACCCUGUCUACAGUGGAGAGACGUGCUGGUGUUGUACUGGGAUGAUGGAAGAGACAACGUGGGUGUGGUCACAGGACUGCAAGAAGCGGGUAUCCCAGUGCGGGUGAUGAAGGAUGCUGACAUCGAGGACGUGGCCACGGCCCGCAGUCACGUGGUGUGGGUGGCGCGAGGAGAUCGUGUUCGUGGUCUGGAGAGAAAAGUCGUCGUGUGUCUAGAGGAGGCAGUCACACCUGGGUUGUUGUACGACCGGAGAUCUGUCCCUUUUUAUCUCAUGUCCCGCUGUACGUCACAACUUGUGAUUGUCUCCUCUGACCUGGAGCCAGCUGAAGAUGACUGACACUGACACACCUGCCACCUGGUGUAGUCUUGUAUCUGUCUCUCUGUCUCAUCACACUUUACCAGAUGAUGUCAUAUUCAUGCUCCCACUGUGUCCUCAAGCUUUCUUUAGUUCCACAGACACAAAGACCUGUCUAUCUGCUUCUUGUUUGUCGUAUUGGCGGGGUUUGGGCUUAUUUUAUUUCUGAGAAUCAACAUAAUAUUACAUAAACACUCUUGCAGACAACUGCAAUUAUCCGCAGAUUAAACUUCAAAUAUACUAAGGACGGAUUUCAUUCUUAUAAACAAAGAGUGGGGAAAUACUUUCAUACCAAAGUCACUUAUGCCAUCACACAUUUUAAAAAAAAAACAUCUAACAGUCACCUUGCCGUAUAUUGCAUAAAGAAGAUUUCUCGAGCAAGGUUUAGCGUUUAGGUUACGGCACUGAUACAUUCACAGACAAAGGGAAUCUACCACCUUCGCCAUAUGUCAACGAGUUUGGUGUCCUUGUUGUGACUCCUAAACAUCUCAUUGCGAAGGAGUGAGCCUUCUCCAUGCUAUUAUUACUGUUGCACAGAUCCCACAUUUCAAACUCAUACAAAAAUAUUGUUGCAUAACAGUUUGAGAAUACUUAUAUUUUCCCUCUUUGUGAUGAGUGUCUCCACUUAGCAGGUAGUACGCAAAGAAAAUUUACAGCUACUUUCAACGCUCCAAGACCAUAUACACGCACACACACACACGCACGAAAAGCAAGAAUUAUCUCACUUGAAAGACACAACUGCUACACAACAAGGGGGUUAGAUGGUGAUUUGUGUUGCCGUGGAAAGGUUGUCAUUAACUAAAAUAAGAGUUUUGUGUUAGAAUACUGUUAAUAUUUUUGCACAGCUUUGUUUAUGUUCGUGCGGGUGUGUGUGUGUGUAUCGCAAGUCUCAUGUUGUGAACAUAGAGGAGUGUCAUGUGUAGGGUGACGUACAAAACAUUCUCACACAUUUGUGAAUGACUGAAAAACGUUACAAAGUCCGUAGUCAGUAGAAAAAAUGACUGAAAAUAUUGGUCAUUCACAAUUUGGCUUCUAUUCAUCAUUAAAA